AUGGAAAGAACAACCAAAACCAUUUUCGCUUCCUUUUUACUCUGCACUCUCCUACUUCACCUUCAUCUUUCCAAAGGGGUAGCACAAGAGGUGGCAAAAUCCGAAAGCGAAGCAUUAGGGGAGCCAGAGAAAAGAGAAGCACUUGAAAUCAUCAUAGGUGGUGGAGGUUCCCCUGCUCCCUCCCCUGCUUCCCCUGAAUCUCCAUGCCCCCCUCCCCCACCCAAACAGCUUUCUCGUUUAGAGAAAGCUCGUCGCGUGCUUCUCAAAUUCAAAUCCCUCAUCGAUGACCCAACAUGUUACACGCAAAACUGGAACGAGAACACCGGCACAUGCGACUUCAGGGGUGUACGAUGCGCCACAUAUCCGAACACAUCAGAGAAAGCAGUUGCAGGAUUGGACUUGAACGGAGCAAGAGUGAAGGGUCUAAACGGCUGCGAUUUGCCCCUCUCAACUCUCUUGGGUGAGAAGCAAAUACCGGAGUUGACAUUCUUCCACGUCAACUCCAACGGCUUCGCCGGCUUCGUCCCCAACGAAAUCACGCGUCUCCCUUUCUUCUUCGAGCUCGACCUCAGUAACAACAAAAUCAAUGGCCAGUUUCCCCUGGACGCGCUCCAGUCAAACCUACUGGUCUUCCUGGACCUCCGCUUCAACCAACUCACCGGUCCAAUUCCCUCCCAACUCUUCGAGAAGGACCUCGAUGUCAUUUUCAUAAACAACAACCAAUUCACUCAGGGCCUCCCGGAGAAUUUCGGGUCCACACCGGCUCGCUACCUGACUUUCGCCAACAACAACCUCACCGGCCCCAUUCCCAAGAGCGUCGGUCACGCACCCAACCUCACCGAAGUUCUCUUCUCCGGCAACAAGUUCGAUGGCUGCUUGCCCUUUGAAAUUGGAAACCUCAAAAGAGCUGUGGUCUUUGACGUGAGUAACAAUUCACUCACCGGCCCCAUCCCUCUCUCCUUCGGGUGCUUGAAGAGCAUUCAGUAUCUCAAUUUGGCGCACAACAAAUUCUACGGAUGUGUUCCCGACAAUGUUUGUCAAAUUUCUUCUCUCCGCAACAAUGGUAAUCUCUCCCUGGCCAACAAUUACUUCAACGAGAUUGGCCCGUCCUGCUGGAGUUUGAUCAAGUCCAAGGUUUUGGAUGUCUCCAACAAUUGCAUCCCGGGGCUCCCAAAACAAAGGUCUUCCAAAGAAUGCUAUGACUUUUACAAGACGAAGAAGGCGUGUCCGAAUCCGAGUUCUCUCUACUACGUGCCGUGCAAAUCGCACUGGGGAAAACCCAGUUCCGAAGUCACUGGUCCUCCUACUGAGCCGGUGACUUACAAGACUCUCAAACCCCAUCGUCUGAGAUUGUGA
This is a messenger RNA of Sphenostylis stenocarpa, 1356 nucleotides long. The record is from the annotation of a GenBank genome assembly. NCBI's taxonomy places the organism in Eukaryota, Viridiplantae, Streptophyta, Magnoliopsida, Fabales, Fabaceae.